AUGCUGUGUGUGCGAGAAAAGUGGAAGUCAAGUGAGGCCAGGGUGAUCGGAGGGGGGUCCAGGAGGUUGUCUCACAGUCUGUGUGGGAGGAGACCUGGUGCUGAGGUCUUUCUAAUGGAAGAUGAGCUGGGAUGUGACCUCUGGAGUGAGUUGAAGGAGGUGGCAGCGGACCUCAGUGAGCGUGUUGGUGACAGGAACCAGUCAGAGGCCCAGUGGCGGAAGAAGAAAAAGGACCAGGAUGAGAAGAUCGGCUCCAGUGACAACAUGAGCGAGGGCUUCGAAGAGGUGGACCUGGUGACAACUAUUGGUGAUGAAUCUGAAGAUGAAGAAAUUAAACCCAGCAAGUGGGGACUUGUAAUGGACCGGCUGCUGGUUCUGUCCAGAAAGUUCUCCGACAUUCUCACAGAAUUCCAGGUGUUUCUCUGGAGGCUUCUAGAGCUUCACAUCCUGAAGAUGGUGGCUUUCUUCUCUGUCUGGGUGGCUCUGAAAGAGCCCUCAGUGAUGAACCUGGUCCUGGUGGUGCUAUGGUCCCUGGCCAUGCCCUACAGUCGUUUCAGGUCCAUGGCCUCCUGUCUGUCCACUGUGUGGGUCUGCAUCAUUAUCAUGUGUAAAAUGUUGUACCAGCUGAGUGUCGUCAACCCUGCUGAGUACUCCAGCACCUGCGACGUGCCUUUGGCCAAUGACACCAACCUGUUGCCAGAAGAGGUGAGGAACUCCUCUCUCUACAAGGAACCAGUGGACCCAGCCAGGUGGUUUGGCAUCAGGAAAGAUGCCACCACACUGGGAUAUAGCAAGAACCAUUUAAUGUUGUUGAUGCUGUUGGUGUUUGAGGCCACCGUGUACCGUCACCACGUCCACCACUACCGUCAGCUCCAACGGUCUCCACCCACCAUCCCGACUCUGUUCCCCUCAGCCACCAGAGACACGCUGGACCAAGGCCUCAUCCCCUGCUUCAAGUAUCUUCUCAACUACAUGUUCUACAAGUUUGGAUUGGAGAUUUGCUUCCUGAUGAUGGUGAACGUGAUUGGACAGAGAAUGAACUUCCUGGUCAUCAUCCACGGCUGUUGGUUAGUUGCCAUCUUGGUGAGGCGGCGCCGAACAGCGAUUGCAAAGAUUUGGCCCAAGUAUUGCCUUUUCCUCUGCAUCUUUAUGAUCUACCAGUACUUACUGUGUGUGGGCAUCCCGCCGGCGCUCUGCAUUGACUAUCCGUGGCGCUGGAGCACUCCAGUACUAAUGAACUCGGCACUCAUUAAGUGGAUCUAUCUGCCUGACUUCUACGCAGUGCCAAACUCCCAAAACCUGAUAGCGGAUUUUGUCCUCCUGAUGUGUGCGUCCCAGCAGUGGAAAGUGUUCGAGUGUGAGCAGAUGGAGGAGUGGAUGGUUCUGGCUGGAGAAAACACGGAUGACCCUGAUCCGAUGGAAGGACGUCUUUUUAACCCAGUGCCCAACUUCAUCAACUGCAGGUACGGUCACACACCAGCAGUGGGCAUCAGUGAGCUAACUCAGCAGGAAUAUGGAUCCAAGCCUGAGCCCAUCACGUAA
This is a messenger RNA of Thalassophryne amazonica, 1542 nucleotides long. Its product is annotated as piezo-type mechanosensitive ion channel component 1-like. Gene Ontology annotation, cellular component: endoplasmic reticulum; plasma membrane. Bases 1 to 1542 code for a protein of 513 amino acids. The record is from RefSeq and is a predicted model, not a curated record. Gene Ontology annotation, biological process: regulation of membrane potential; detection of mechanical stimulus; cellular response to mechanical stimulus. NCBI's taxonomy places the organism in Eukaryota, Metazoa, Chordata, Actinopteri, Batrachoidiformes, Batrachoididae. Gene Ontology annotation, molecular function: monoatomic cation channel activity; mechanosensitive monoatomic ion channel activity. The transcript has 10 exons.